AAUAGCACACAUUCACGCUGUACUUUUUGCCUGUAGCUGCCUCCACGAGCGCCCUCCCCCAACGCCAAACCAAAACACGAGAACAUGUGCAAACCCCUCUGUCACGUGUAAGAAGAUGCCCUGACAAAACACAGCGGAUCAAAUCUUCUAUGAUCGACACCUUAACCGCCAAUCAGCGACGGAAUUCAGGGUAGCAACAAGAUAAAUAAAAACAAGCCGUCCAAUCAUCGCAGACGAGGAGGCGGUCCACAUUCCACUCCACGGGCUGUUUACUUCCGUCAAUAUUCUCUGAGCAAAGCUGAAUUUUAUUGUAACAAAGGACUCGCUGCUGGUAAGGUGGAAAAUGCCGUUCUUGGGGCAAGACUGGAGGUCACCCGGCUGGAGCUGGAUAAAGACCGAGGACGGCUGGAAACGAUUCGAGUUUUUCGGCCACGAGCUGGGAGAUGACAACAACAACGAGCUGGACCUGGAGGAGCUGUGUGAUGACAACAAAGAGAAUGUGUACGUUGGAAACGUCUGUGAAGUCGCCGCCAAGAAAAGGAAGAAGGACUUAGUCAACAACAACACAAAGACACGGUUUUAUUACCAGGAGAGGUGGAUUUAUGUGCAGAAGGAGAGCACACGAGAGAGACACGGCUACUGCACGCUGGGAGAGGCCUUCAACCGCCUGGACUUCUCCAGUGCCAUCCAGGACGUGCGGCGGUUUAACUACGUGGUGAAGCUUUUACAACUUAUAGCUCGCUCCCAGCUGACCUCAUUGAGUGGUGCAGCCCAGAAGAAUUACUUCAACGUUUUGGAGAAGAUCAUCAAAAAAGUGUUAGACGACCAACAGAACCCGCGGCUGAUCAAGGACCUGCUCCAGGACCUGAGUUCCACGCUCUGCACUCUCAUCCGGGAGGUGGGCAAGUCGGUACUGGUGGGCAACAUCAACAUCUGGGUGUGUCGCCUAGAGACCAUACUGUUAUGGCAGCAGCAGCUCAACAACCUACAGAUCCCAAAGCAACUGACCAGCGGGAUGACGCUGAGCGAUCUUCCGCUACACAUGCAGAACAACAUCCUCUACAAGUUCUCCGAUGCCUCUGACAUCAUCAACCUGGGACAGGCCACGCCCACCUUGCACGCGCUCAGCGAGGACCGGCAUCUGUGGAAGAAGCUGUGCCAGUUCCACUUUGCAGAGAAACAGUUUUGCAGACACCUGGUACUGUCGGAGAAGGGCCUGGUGGACUGGAAGCUCAUGUACUUCACGCUGCAGAAGUAUUACCCCAAGAAGGAGCAGUACGGAGACACGCUGCACUUCUGCAAACACUGCAGCAUCCUCUUCUGGAAGGACUCUGGACAUCCCUGCACAGCCAUCGACCCCGACAACUGCCUCAUGCCGGUGUCACCCCAGCACUUCAUAGACCUCUUCAAGUGCUAGAGGACUCCAGAAUGGAAUGCGUUCCAAAAACAACAACAAAAACUACAAAAAAAUGAUGAUAAUAAUAAUAAACUGCCUCGGACUGUUCUGA
Messenger RNA from Engraulis encrasicolus (European anchovy), 1508 nucleotides. It is a transcript of the gene fbxo25, whose product is annotated as F-box protein 25. Gene Ontology annotation, biological process: protein ubiquitination. The record is from RefSeq and is a predicted model, not a curated record. Bases 344 to 1417 code for a protein of 357 amino acids. Gene Ontology annotation, cellular component: nucleus; SCF ubiquitin ligase complex; cytoplasm. Lineage: Eukaryota; Metazoa; Chordata; Actinopteri; Clupeiformes; Engraulidae. Gene Ontology annotation, molecular function: protein binding. The transcript is spliced from 10 exons.